AUGGAUCCGACGGUGCAUGAGAUCGAUGAUGGACCUCCGGCGCUCAAACGGGCGGAUGAGGUCAUAGAGCGCUUAACACAAUGUUGGGGCGAUAUAGCGUUGGAGGAGGAGGAGGAGAUCAGAUUUGAGCUGGUGGGGGAGGGCGUUGGAGUAGUGGCGGAGGAGGAGGAACGGCAGUGGGUGUGUGUCGGUAGGUUCUUGACGACAAAGGUGGUGAAGUUGGAGUACAUGCGGCAUGUGAUGGCCUCUGUUUGGCAACCGGUGUGGGGUAUGCAGGUUACGGAGAUUCAACCGGGAUUGUUUAUGUUCAUCUUUUAUGAUGAAACGGAUAUGCAGAGGGUCCUGGAUGAAGGGCCGUGGUCUUUUGAUAAUAGCACCCUCGUUUGUAAACAAGUGGAAUCUGGUACAAGGCCGGCAGCGGUUAAGUUAAACUCGGUGGAUAUGUGGGUACAACUAUAUGACUUACCGUUGGGAUAUACUUCUGAAGCGGUUCUUGAGCAAGCAGCCAAUUUUAUUGGUUCAUUUGUAAAAGUUGAUGAUCGUUAUCCGGGUGCACCAUGGAAGACGUUUCACCGGGUCCGUGUAUCAAUACCGGUGGAUAAGCCACUAAAACAGAGGAUGAAACUUAUUAAGCGAGAUAAGACAAGCUGCUGGGUAAAUUUCCAGUACGAACGCUUACAUAAUUUUUGCUUUCAUUGUGGUUUACUGGGGCAUGCCUAUAAAUUUUGUAAGCUGGCAAGGAAAUCAGGGCUCACUGCGGAUAAAUUUCCCUAUACGGCGGACCUGAAGGCGGGGGGAGGUAGCCGGGGGCCAAGACAAGUGGGGGAUCCAUGGUUGUACCGCUAG
Molecule: messenger RNA, 846 nt
Organism: Ipomoea nil (Japanese morning glory)
Lineage: Eukaryota; Viridiplantae; Streptophyta; Magnoliopsida; Solanales; Convolvulaceae
Exons: 1
Coding region: 1-846 (281 amino acids)
Source: RefSeq, a predicted model, not a curated record